GAAAUUAUUAACGAGUGAAGUACUAAUAUAUACUUUCACUGUAUAGGAAUGCUUAUAGAGCCUUUAUUCCUGUUUUAAUCAAACACGUUUGUAGGGUCAUAUCUCAAAAGAACUAUGGAAUUCUCAUUAUUGCAAAAGGUACCAUGCAUAUGCAAGGAAGCAAGGACGUGUAGAUAUGCAGUUUAAGUAGAUAUCCAUUGGAAUAAAGAACUUGUUGAAUGGACAACGCAUGUAUUUGGCAAAAAUCAUCUUUAUCAUAGCGUUAGCAAAAACUGAUCAUUACAUGAAAAUCUAGGAUGAACGUGGAUUUGACACUGAGUCUUAACUUUCCGACAUAUGGGGAAACAGUGUUGAUUCUUGUCGUAUGUAUUGACGCCCCGAUGAUCUGAAGUGAUAUAUGGAGUCAUAAUCGUGUGUAACUUCUAUCUGAACCUAUAUGUGUCACAUGGUACAAAGAAAAGGAGGUUAUAUAUCAUGGAUAACCAGUCCAACAACACCCUCAUUACAUUUACUCCCCUUGAAAUUGGACUCAUCUCUGCUGGGAUUGUACUUUUAUUACUUUUCCUGAUCCUUAUUGCCUGGGUGGCAUAUUACUUUUGGAGGAGACACAAUAGGCGACAAUUCUUGGAAAAACAAUAUCUGAAAGAGCAGUUGUCAUUCAUCCCACCUCCAUCAAAUGAACCUCUGAGAUUUCCUCCAAAGCCAGAAAGUGAGAAUGUGGCCAAAAGAGAAGGGUACCAUGUACGACAAUCUUCCGAAACCCAAACGGAAACCUCUCAACCUAGCUUAUCGGAAACACAGAGCGUUGUUCCGUUAUCGACGGUGCCUCACACAGCACCAGCGCAAUAUGACUCCCGUCAGUUUGCAUCCCUCAAUGGCGAGAAAGAAGACAAUGCGCAUGCGCCUGCUACACCUGAUGGCGCAGAAUCUGCUACAGAGGCGCCACCUAUAAAUAGCGUCCAGUACCUGAGUCCGUAUAACUACUAUAAUACAAGUGAAAUCAACAAACAGAUUGACGCAUACAUCAACAAUCAACCUUCAGGGGAUGCAGUCCCCAAAUCAGAUGGCAUCAAUGUGAUACGAUUUCCAGUGGAAGUUGACUCACGAUCUAAAAUUGGAAUUCUUAGGAAAACCUCUACGAUUCAAACCAAGGAUACAGAGGGCAUUAAAGUGGUACGCUUUCCUGUGGAAGUUAACCUUCGAUCUAAAAUUGGAAUUCACAAGAAAAACUCGACGUUAGAAACUGGAGCGAAGAAAAAAGAGAAUACGUUACACGUGAUGGAAUCGGGCAAUCUUCCCGUGACUGAAUUCAUAUUGGUUCCUCGCGAAUAUAUGUAUGCUAAUGUAGGUGAUAGAUAAUACAAUACUUGGUGAAACAAGGAAUUUCAGAUCAGAAAAAGUGUUUUAAACCCCGUAGUCAUAGGACUUGGUGAAAUCAACCGAAGGCUGUCGUGGAAUAUCAUUGGCAGGUAUACUGUACCCCUCCGCAACCCUAGUUUCAGUCAAGGAAGCAGCAAACGGGGAGCAAACGUAACAUCCCUGACAGAUCUAUGUAACUUUUUCACGUGCUGCUGCAUAUAUUCUCCUGCAUAUAUUAUAAAAUACAUGUAUUACACUCUAAGGUCUUACCCUCAUGGACUUUAUGAUUGUAAUUACACACCGGAAUAGCCUGACAACGGUAAAGUCAGAUACUGUUGUCAUAAAUGGCGAACAUAACCGU
Molecule: messenger RNA, 1720 nt
Organism: Owenia fusiformis
Lineage: Eukaryota; Metazoa; Annelida; Polychaeta; Sabellida; Oweniidae
Source: the annotation of a GenBank genome assembly